GUAAACUCCCAAGUAGAGCAAGUUUUGCUUAGGGGAGAUCCUUGUGAGUCAACUGCUUCCUCUUGCACGUGGUAACUAACGUCCCUCCCACUCAAAAGACCACACUGCCAAUCACAGCUUAAUUGUGAAAACCAGUGACAAAGUGGCUGGAGCAAAGGUGUCUGAGUCAGGCUCUGGGUGGGAUUAUCUUAAAGGAAGUGCAACUUUCAUUUCCUCUUCCAAGAGAAGGCAGAGGUUAUUGGGUUGAGGAAGGAACUGGUACAGCCCAGCUGGACUCUGAGCUGCUCUACCAUGAGGUUCCAAGUGCCUUGCUUGGUCUUGCUGGGACUGCUUGUAGCCGGAGGAACAGGGAAAGACUGUCCUCAUAGAAAAGCUGCUACUCUCCUGCCAUCCUUCACGAUGACACCUACGACCACACAGAGCACAGCCAGCCCUACGACCAGCCACAAGCCCACCACCACCAGCCACAAGCCCACCACCACCAGCCACAGGCCCACCACCACCAGCCACAAGCCCACCACCACCAGCCACAAGCCCACCACCACCAGCCACAGGCCCACCACCACCAGCCACGGAAAUGUCACGGUUCAUCCAACAAGUAAUAGUACCACUACCAGCUCCAGGCCCGCAACCUCCACUCACAGCCCUGCCAUGACCACCAGUCAUGGGAAUGCCACAGUUUACCCCACCACAGACAACGGCACUGCUCCCACUCCUGGAUCCACCACCGGCCCUCCCCCCGGACCACCUCCACCCUCUCCAAGUCCUCGUCCAGGCUCCGAGGGGGCUCUUGGGAACUACACGUGGAUGAACGGCUCCCAGCCCUGUGUCCGGCUUCAAGCACAAAUUCAAAUUCGAAUCCUGUACCCGACCCAGGGUGGAGGAAAGGCCUGGGGCAUCUCGACACUGAAUCCCAACAAAACCAAGGUCCAGGGCGGCUGUGACAGUGCCGAUUCCCACCUGUCUCUCUCAUUUCCUUACGGGCAGCUCACCUUGGGAUUCAAACAGGACCUGGAGCAGAGCCAGAGUAUAUACCUCAACUACAUGGCAGUGGAAUACAACGUGUCCUUCCCACAGGCAGCACAGUGGACAUUCUCAGCUCAGAAUUCAUCUCUUCGAGAGCUCCAAGCUCCUCUGGGCCAAAGCUUCUGUUGCAGAAAUACAAGCAUAGUUCUUUCUCCAGCUGUUCACCUUGACCUGCUCUCCCUGAGGCUACAGGCUGCUCGGCUGCCCAACUCAGGACACUUGGGGCCAUGUUUCUCCUGCGCCAGCGACCAAUCCCUCUUGCUCCCUCUCAUCAUUGGCCUGGUCCUCCUUGGCCUCCUCGCCCUGGUGCUCGUUGCCUUCUGCGUUACCCGGAGACGACAAUCAGCCUACCAGCCUCUCUGAGCAUUUGCUCCAAUCCACUCCGGGCCACCAAGGAGCACCCUCAUUUCUUCAAUGUGCACCUGACUCAACCAAGUUAUUCUCCUUUCCUGUCUUUAAGAACAAAACUAGAGAUUUUGUAAUGGGGGGAUUAAUAAACAGGAACCGUGUCCCAUUCCUGCUCACAAAAGGAGCAUGAAAACUUA
Molecule: messenger RNA, 1571 nt
Organism: Peromyscus maniculatus bairdii (prairie deer mouse)
Lineage: Eukaryota; Metazoa; Chordata; Mammalia; Rodentia; Cricetidae
Gene: Cd68
Product: CD68 molecule
Biological process (GO): establishment of protein localization to organelle
Cellular component (GO): late endosome membrane; lysosomal membrane; plasma membrane
Source: RefSeq, a predicted model, not a curated record